CGGGCAACCUUCGUCGACUUUGAGACAGAGGCACUUAAAUACGUUUACAACAAGCAUAUGAAGGAGGGGACCUCUGUUACAGAACAUGUCCUGGACAUGAUGGUCCACUUCAAUACUGCUGAAGUGAACGGGGCCACCAUUGAUGAGGCAAGUCAAAACCUUACUAAGGCUAAGGGGAAGGAAGUGGAGGCAAACGUUGCCACCAGAAAGAAAAUACCAAGAGGUUCGACCUCUAAAGCAAAAGCUGGACCUUCAAAAAACAGAAAUGUUCAAAUAAAGAAGAAGAAGGAAAAGGGGAAGGCUCCCGUGGUUGACAAGGGAAAGAAUGUUGCAAAGGGAAUCUGUUUCCAUUGCAACCAAGACGAGCAUUGGAAGAGAAAUUGCCCGAAGUAUCUUGCCGAGAAGAAGGCAGAGAAAACAACGACAGGAAACUAGUUCCUGGAAGAAGCUGGAAGAAGGCGAGACAACAUUUCUCUAGUGCCUUCUUAAAUAAGCAAAUUACAUGCAACUCUUGCAUGUCAAAGUUCACCAAAAGCUUACAACACAUAUUCCACUUAUGCAUGGCAUGGAUAAGUGUCAAAAUGCAUGUCUAAGUUCAACAAAAGCUUACAACACACAUUCCACUCAUGCAUGACAUGACUAAG
Molecule: messenger RNA, 644 nt
Organism: Momordica charantia (bitter melon)
Lineage: Eukaryota; Viridiplantae; Streptophyta; Magnoliopsida; Cucurbitales; Cucurbitaceae
Source: RefSeq, a predicted model, not a curated record